AUGAAUCAUCAAUUGGUGUUAUCCGUGCUGGUGUUCGUCGCUGUAUCCAUCCUCAUCUCCAGCCAUCCUACAGACGCCUGGUACAAGCAGUCCACCGGCCCGAGCUACUAUUCCGUCGGGAGAGCCUCGGGGUUGCUGUCCGGGAUCCGGAGGUCGCCGUAUAUGCGCAGAUCUGAGACAGAAUCAGCGCAGGACAGCAGCGAGACCCCCGGCGUCUCCAACAGCGUGAUGCCCGACUUCAGCAGCAGACAAACUCCAGUCCUUAAAAACAUGGCCAUCUGCGUAAAGGACAUUUCUCCAAACCUACAGAGCUGCGAGCUGGUUCAGGACGGUUCGAGCACAUUUCGGUGCAAAGCAGAGGUGUUUCUGUCGCUCGACUCGCUGGACUGCUUCUCUUCAUGAGCGGAAGCCCUCUCUCUUCCUCCAGACCCGAACAUCUCUUCCAUUUCAGGAGUUUUUACAGCCAAAGCAGUGAGGCGCGCUGUUGACACUGAAUGUUUACUUGAUUUACACCAGGGAUGUUCAGCGCUGCUCCUGAAGAUAUGCUUUCCUGCAAAGUUUAGUUCUGUAUCAAUAAUAAUCAUUUUCAUUAUGAGUGAUAUUGUAAAUCCAUCCAACUUAUUAAGAUCGGAGACUUUCCAUUCAUUAGUCGCUUGCUAUAGAGGUAAAAAAAACCAGGAACGGGAAGAAUAAAAAAAAAGUGUAGUAAACGUUAAAACGUUUUGUGAUACAAACCCAUAUGUUUAUAAUUAUGAUACUGCAUUAAAAUAAUAUGAUAAGAUAUGCAAGUUUGCAAUAUCAAGCAGGAUAGAUCUGUUGUACCAUUUAAAAAUAACCGGAAAUUGCCACGCCCACAAUUACGUAGGUUAUAAAUAAGUUGGACACUGUUUUGGUAUACACAAAAACUCAAGUGAAAUUGGGCAUCAAGACAUUCAAAUGUACAGUAAAGAGAUUGAUAUUAGUUUAGUAUAUUGGAAAUGCUGUCAAGUGAAGUCAAACCGGAUUCAAGUCACUUCCAGUGUGAACACACUUACUUUCAGCUAUAUUUUGCAGGAAAACAGACCUCGGAGAGCUGUUUUGAACAACCCUGGAUCACACAAUGUGAAGUUUGCAGCUUUAAAUUUGUAAAUGGAAAAAUACAAAAUCCACAGAAACAAAAUGGUGUUAUUUUCUGUUCAGUCUGUUCUCUUCUGCGCCCACCCGUCUCCUGUACCCACUUUCAGAUGUAUUAAAUGUUCAUAAAAAGAGUUCACUGUUAUGAGCAAAAACUUUCAAAGAUGUUUUCUUUAUUUUAUUAAACUUGAAAGAUAUACCGUUCA
Messenger RNA from Cyprinus carpio (common carp), 1319 nucleotides. Its product is annotated as neuropeptide B-like. NCBI's taxonomy places the organism in Eukaryota, Metazoa, Chordata, Actinopteri, Cypriniformes, Cyprinidae. Gene Ontology annotation, molecular function: G protein-coupled receptor binding. The record is from RefSeq and is a predicted model, not a curated record. Gene Ontology annotation, biological process: G protein-coupled receptor signaling pathway; feeding behavior.